AAACCCUAUUUCUUCGUUUAGGCGGCGUAAACCGUUGGGGAAUUCCCUCCGCCGCGGGUGCCGUUCUGUAGAAAUGAACGGAGAAGCUGAGCAAAAACCAGAGGCUCGGCGACUCCGAGAACUGGCUGAGACGAAGUUCAGAGAUUCCAAUCUCAAAUCUGCUCUCAAAUACGCCAAACGAGCCCACCGCCUCGAUCCAAACCUCGACGGCGCCGCUGAAAUCCUCACCUCCCUUCAGAUUCUCCGACUCGCCGCCGGCUCUCCAGAUGAAUGGUACGGGAUUCUUCAGGUGGAGCCCUUCGCUCACAUCAACACAAUAAAAAAACAGUACAGGAAGCUGGCUCUGCUUCUGCAUCCCGAUAAGAAUCCCUAUGCCGGUUCCGAGGAGGCGUUCAAGCUCGUCAACGAGGCGUUUCGCUUUCUGUCCGACAAGGUUAGAAGGAAGGAGUACGAUUUGAAGCUCCGGAUACGGAUUCAGGACGAGAAGAUUGGAGAUGCAGAUGCGGAGGUUGCUACGGAGAGCGAAACGUUUUGGACUGCUUGCUCGACUUGCCAAUUGUUGCACCAGUUUGAGAAAAGGUACGUAGGCUAUAACUUGGUGUGUCCUAGUUGUAGAAAGAGCUUUAAGGCCGUUGAGGUCGUGCAUAAUGAACCUGAAAUUGUGGAAAAUGGACACAUGGUUAGGGGUAGAAGGUUGAGGAAUUUGAGUUCUAGGCAAAAUUCUGGUAGUUUUCAGGGAUUAGAACCACCUAGCUCGAGAAAAAAAAUGAGUACCACUCAAUCGAAGAGAAAUUCUUCAGUGAAGAAAACUAGCGGUGAGAAGGAGAAGGGUAUGGAAAUGAAUGGAAAAGCUGUUUCUGUAGAAGAUGAACUUAGAAAUGGAGACUUGGAGGAAGAACAUGAUAGUGAUGAUGAGAUAUGGAGUAGAAGAAGAUUAAGAAGUGGGAGUAUGAGGAAGAAGAUGAGUAGUGUUGAUGAGGUUUUGGAGAGGUCGAAGUUGAAGCCUGUAAAAAUGGAGGAAGAAAUGAUGACUUUGGCUGAAUUACAGUCUCAGGUGAUUCGGAAAGCUCGAAAAGAGAAGAUGAAACUGAAGUUAAAGGAGGAGGAGGAAGCAGAGGAAAGAGAGAAUAAGAGGAAGAAGGGCGUUGAGGAUGGCGACGACAACGACGAUGACGAGAGACUAACCUUGAAAGAGAUGGAGGGUCUACUACGGAUUCGUCAGCAAGAAGCAUCGAAGAGGGCCGGGUUCCCGAGAAACGAAAAACAAAGGAACUUGAAGAGGGAUGUGAAUCUGGAAAUUAAGAAGCAAGGAUCUUCUUGUGAUUUGGAUAUGAUGGUGGAAGAUUCAGAUUUUUAUGAUUUUGACAAGGAUAGAAUGGAGAGAAGUUUGAAGAAAGGGCAAGUUUGGGCUAUAUACGACGACGACGAUGGAAUGCCGAGGCAUUACGGGUUGAUCGAAGCAGUUACUGUAAACCCAUUUGAGGUGAAAAUGAGUUGGUUGGAUGUUCAAAACAAUGGGGAAGAAAGGCUACUUUCUUGGGAGAAAUUGGGAUUUCAUGUUUCUUGUGGUAGAUUUAAGGUCUCUAAGAAAACAACCAUUGAUUCAUUGAACAUUUUUUCUCAUGUUGUGGAUUGUGAAAGAGCAGCAAAGGAAGUCUACAGGAUUUAUCCCAAAAAGGGUUCAGUUUGGGCACUUUACAAAGAACAAGAAGCUCUGGAUGCUGAGAAGAAACGAAACGUUUCGAGUACAAAGAAGCGAACUUACGACAUCGCGGUGUUUCUAACAACUUAUAGUGAGAUGCACGGUUUAAGUAUGGCUUAUCUCGAGAAAGUUGAUGGAUACAAGACGAUAUUCAAGAGAAGGGAGAUUGGUUAUCAUGCUAUUAGAUGGUUCGGGAAGGACGAUAUUCAGUUAUUUUCGCAUCAAAUUCCCGCUCGGAAGCUUUCUGUAGAUGAGGAACUUGGGCAUCUGAAGGACUGUUGGGAGCUUGAUCCAGCAUCUCUUCCUUCAGAUUUGGUAACCACCUGCAAGAGCAGAUAGCAUCUGAGUGCAAAACUCCCUUGCUGUUCGUCGACGGUAUUCGGGCGAUCUAAUUAUCGGGUAUGUACUUGCUAACCAUGUAGGUUAGCAUAAGAGAGGCAUUGUAGUGUAUAGAUCAAGGCACAAUAUCUUCUAGCCAUAACCAUACUCUUCAUAAAUCUAAUAUUGUUCGCCUAAGUAUUUAUGGGUC
This is a messenger RNA of Cucurbita moschata (crookneck pumpkin), 2231 nucleotides long. Its product is annotated as J protein JJJ2. The coding region runs from base 74 to 2041 and encodes 655 amino acids. The transcript is spliced from 2 exons. The record is from RefSeq and is a predicted model, not a curated record. NCBI's taxonomy places the organism in Eukaryota, Viridiplantae, Streptophyta, Magnoliopsida, Cucurbitales, Cucurbitaceae.